AUGACUUCUCCAGUGAGAAAUAGUAAUAAUUCUUCGCCUAAACUUCAUGACUCUCCUUUACCUGUUCAAUCAACAGAUAAUCUUAUUUCAACCCCCACUUCACCUAGCCCACCAACUUUACUGUAUCAUGAUCCAAACUCUCAACGAAGUGCGGAGUCUGAUCAAAGUGGUUCACGCGUAGACUUUAGAGGUGGCGAUGAAGAACAAGUGCAAAGUGAAGAAACACCUUUACUAAGGCAAAGGUAUUCUUCUCCUAUGUUUAUGCCAACUUCACCAAUUGAUCUUUCUAGAAGGCAAAAUUCUGCCUCUCCUUCCAGAAAACAACUUCCAAGACAAAAUAAUAGUCCACAAUCACCACUACUACCUUACUCGCAUAAUGCAACUACUAAUUCUCGUCAAGAAUAUGUGAAUUUGAAUAAUAACGUCAACAACUCUGAUUCUAUUUUUGAGACAAUUUCAAACUCAAACAACUCAUAUGAUGAGACUGAUUCGGAUGGUGGCACAAAUACUUUGAUUUCAUCGCGUCGUCCUUCUAAAAUACAGACAGACGUAUGCUUUCCUAUGCUGGAAGCUAUUUCCAAGAAAGGAGUGGAUUAUGAUGCUCUUGAAAUCUAUCACCCAUCAGAGGCUUCAUAUAGAUUCACAUUUUAUUCGACAGCUUAUAGUACAGUACAUGCUCGAUCAUUAGCCGAGAUUCCAUCCACAGGAACUUCGCUCUCCGAAAUGUUGAAAGCUGGAUGUUGGUGGAUCGAUAUCUUAUCGCCAUCAGAUUCAGAAAUUCAAGAGUUGGGUAGGAUCUUUGGAAUUCAUCCUCUUACGAUGGAAGAUAUUCAAACAGAGGAUACUCGCGAAAAGUGUGAAUUAUUUAAAGAAUAUUAUUUCAUUUGCUUUCGGUCUUUUGAUCAGGACCAUUAUUCCUCUACAUAUCUACAACCUGUAAGUCUUUACAUGGUUGUUAUGAAAGAGGGCAUUAUAUCAUAUCAUUUUCGUCCAACGCCACAUCCAUCAAAUGUGAGACGACGCAUACAACAAUUAAAAGAUUACAUAAAUGUGACACCGGAUUGGAUCAACUAUGCAAUUAUUGAUGAUAUCACCGAUUCAUUCGCGCCAUUAAUACGAUCGAUCGAAUUUGAAGUUGAUUCAAUUGAUGAGUUAGUUUUGAUCCUAAAAGAAUCAGAACAAAGCGACAUGUUACGACGGAUUGGCCAUUGUCGUAAGAAGGUUUUGGGAUUAUUAAGAUUACUAGGAAGCAAAGCUGAUGUUAUGAAAGGCUUGAUUAAGAGAUGUAAUGAAUUGAGAUGGGACGUAAUUGUUAGUAGCGAAAUUGUGUUAUAUCUUGGAGAUAUUCAAGAUCAUAUAAUAACAAUGGUUCAAAAUUUGAAUCAUUAUGAAAAAAUAUUAUCAAGAUCACACUCAAAUUACCUAGCACAAAUAUCCAUUGAGAUGACACAGGCAAACAAUCAAAUUAAUGAUAUAUUAUCUCGUCUUACUGCACUAGGAACCAUUCUUGUGCCCAUGAAUCUUGUAACAGGUUUAUGGGGCAUGAAUGUUCCUGUUCCCGGUCAAGAAUCAGAUGGGCUGACAUGGUUUUUUUCUAUAUUAUUAUCUUUAAUAAUAUUUGCCGUUGUUGGGGUUUUGGUGGCACAUCGAACAGGAAUAGUAUGA
This is a messenger RNA of Funneliformis geosporum, 1665 nucleotides long. The record is from the annotation of a GenBank genome assembly. NCBI's taxonomy places the organism in Eukaryota, Fungi, Glomeromycota, Glomeromycetes, Glomerales, Glomeraceae.